Molecule: messenger RNA, 2641 nt
Organism: Rhipicephalus sanguineus (brown dog tick)
Lineage: Eukaryota; Metazoa; Arthropoda; Arachnida; Ixodida; Ixodidae
Product: TWiK family of potassium channels protein 18
Exons: 5
Coding region: 735-2225 (496 amino acids)
Biological process (GO): stabilization of membrane potential; potassium ion transmembrane transport
Cellular component (GO): membrane
Molecular function (GO): potassium ion leak channel activity
Source: RefSeq, a predicted model, not a curated record
CGAUGGAACUUCCGUAAGGACCGUGCACGACGGAAUUUUUCUGCAACACGUCGGUGUUUCCGCAACUGGAUUUAGCAUGUUUUGCGAUGCAGCGUCUCACUAAGGCAUCAAGGCGUAUCACUUUUUGAGGCGACGUUCACCUUGUAUAUGUUUCUCUGCACCUAGAGAUCGGUGUCUCGAAAAUUCGAGCGCACUUGAAAUCCAAGCGGCACGGCGAGGAACAUAAACUGGUCGUAGCUGAGGCAGAAAACGUCCACUUGGUCCGGCGAAGCCAGCUUCCUCCUUAUCCACGUGCUUUAGUAGCUGUCGUCAUGAUGCAACGUGUUCGACGGCCGUCCUGGGACGCCCACGAGACAACCCACGUCCGAGCGGCCCUAGACGCGUUGCAAAAGCGAUGAAAAGCGCCUUUCAAAAGCGGAACUGUUCGCUCGGCCCUGCGCGCCGCUUGGCUGCUUCUCCGCUGGAAGACGCCAGGCGAACCGAAAACUCGCCAAACGCGUGAUCAUCUACACCAAGUGCUAUUAAGGAAGACAAGAAUGCCACCAUCGACCGAAAAAGUGCCCGUGUGAGUGUUUCGUUGUGCCGUGAUCAUGUUUAUGUCCCCCGCGUGACCAUGACGAGUCGACCUCCUGACCAAGCAACCGUACCGAACGGUUUCAAUCGCAUCCUGCGUCUUUACUGUCUUCAGUCUUCAGACCGCCGUGAAGUGACCGCCUGGUGCAGUGGUCGUAGUUAUGAGUGCUUCCAGGAGAAGAUACGGUGAUCGUCGUAAUUCUUGGUCGGCACCGGGCCCCGUAAAUUCCGCGCCGUGGCUAGCUCGAGUGGCUCCAGGAUGCGGGAACCACGUCGGUCUUCGCCGGUGCUCCAAGUGCCGCUACUAUUGCCGGGCCGGCACCACGUCGCUCAUGUCCCACUUCGGGCUGUGCAGCCUGGUGGUCGGCUACUGCGUGAUGGGCGCUUUCCUCUUCGAGUUCCUCGAGGCCACCAACGAGCGCAACAAGAGGCUCGAGAUGAUGCGCUGGCGCUCGAACCUGGCCGACGCGUUGUGGCAGCUGACGUCUGAGUCGCGGAUUCUGGACCAGACAAACUGGACCGGCGAGGCGGUGGCCAGGCUGCGGCGCUUCGAGGUGACCCUCGUACAAGCGGUGCGCAAGGAAGGCUACGACGGCAAGGAGGACGCCCAACUGCAGUGGUCCUUCAGUGGGGCCCUCCUGUACUCGAUCAUCGUCAUCACCACCAUUGGGUACGGCAACAUCGCGCCCAAGACGCCGCAGGGCAAAGUGGUGACCAUCCUGUACGCAAUCGUGGGCAUUCCCCUGAUGCUGCUGUGCCUGUCGAACAUAGGCGACGCCAUGGCGCAGAGCUUCAAGUUCUCCUACCGAUACAUCUGCUGUUCCAUUUGCCACCGCAAGGCCGUGCAAAGGGCUAAAGGACGAUACUCGCGCAAGAACUUUCAGCAGGAACACCAGCCAAAUUACCAGCAGCAAUUCCAGAUGCAGUCCCGGUCUGUGCGCCGCAAUAUGGGACAGGGCGCCGGCGCGAGCCACGGCUCGUCGCUCGCGGCGCCUCCCAGCUACAAGGAGCUGUCCGCUUGUCGUCCGGCGCGGGGCAGAGGUAGUUACCCUCCGUCGUCGCGCCAGCCUCCGGGAUCGGCGACAGGCAGGAGGCAGGCCGAUCUCGAGGCGGCCCGAGUGCCCGUCAUCAGCAACAAGUACGCCCUGACUGAGGACGCCGGUGGCCCCACCGCGGCCCACGACUACAGGACGCCGCCUGCCAGGACAGGACGGCGCACCUGGCGCGACGAGGGCGGAGAGCUGGCAGACGACGAGUCGGUGAACGCCCUCGAGGACGACGACGAAGACGUCGGCGACGAAGACGAGGACGAGGUCGUGGGUUCGGUGCCCAUCUGGCUGUGCUGCGCCAUCGUGGUGGGCUACAUCUGCGGCGGCGCCUGGCUCUUCUACUCGUGGGAGGGCUGGGGCUACCUGGACAGCGCCUACUUCUGCUUCGUCACCCUGACCACCAUCGGCUUCGGCGAUUUGGUGCCGGGCACGGCACUCUCGGACGACCAGACCGUGACGCUGGCCGUGUGCGCCGUGUACCUGUUGUUCGGAAUGGCUUUGCUCGCCAUGUCCUUUAACCUGGUGCAGGAAGAAGUGACGCGCUCUGUCAAGUGCGUUGGACGUAGGCUGGGAAUAAUAUCGGACAGAGAUGAAGACCGGUGACGAUUCGUUUUUUCCCCUCGCGCGAUAGUGUUAUGUUAGAGAAGCUCUUUUGCUCCGAAAGGGAGGGACUAACCAACCCCCCCCCAGUAUGAAGAAAAGAGGGUUUCCCCACGGAUGCUGUCAAGAGAUUGUGUUUCCGGAAGGUGGGCGGAUCAUUCGCAAGGAAGUGACUGCUAAUUUACGCUUUAUGCGAGAGACCGGUUUAAGUAGUACAUGGUGAGACAUACCGCAUAGAAAGAGUCGCUCAGGCGAAGAAAUUGCCGGCCAGGUCUGCCAGGCUAACUCCGCCUGUGGAAACAUAUCACCACCUCCACACGAUCGGCGUACACGCACCGCUACCUGACAAAGUGCUAUGGAUGCAGAAAGAGUGGACAGUACACGAACAGACACUGCGUCCAGAAAAAAAUGGCGGCCAU